Trichoderma citrinoviride is the source of this 738-nucleotide messenger RNA. RefSeq lists its product as hypothetical. Gene Ontology annotation, cellular component: nuclear exosome (RNase complex); cytoplasmic exosome (RNase complex). Gene Ontology annotation, molecular function: RNA binding. Gene Ontology annotation, biological process: poly(A)-dependent snoRNA 3'-end processing; TRAMP-dependent tRNA surveillance pathway; exonucleolytic trimming to generate mature 3'-end of 5.8S rRNA from tricistronic rRNA transcript (SSU-rRNA, 5.8S rRNA, LSU-rRNA). The transcript is spliced from 2 exons. The record is from RefSeq and is a predicted model, not a curated record. Lineage: Eukaryota; Fungi; Ascomycota; Sordariomycetes; Hypocreales; Hypocreaceae. The coding region runs from base 1 to 738 and encodes 245 amino acids.
AUGUCCUCAGAAGCAAUAUUUGUCUUGCCGGGCGAUCGCAUUGAUGCCUCGCUGAUCCCCACGCACGAAAAGAAGCCUCUCCGACUGGGCCCCGGCCUGCGCCAUGUCCCUCCCAGCGAUCUUGUACCGACGCUGGCUGGUCAGCUGGUGACAGACAGACAGAAGAAUGCCAUCCGUGUAGAGACGGCAAAUGGCAGGUACAUACCGCGAGUAGGCGAGCUCGUCAUUGGCACCGUCAACAAAUCCGCCCAAGAAGUCUACUUCGUCAGCCUCUCCGACUACACCGCUCCCGCCCUCCUCCCUCAGCUCUCAUUCGAGUCGGCGACGAAGAAGACGCGCCCCAUCCUACUCCCCGGAGCGCUCGUCUACGCCCGCGUUACGCUCGCCAACAAGCACAUGGACGCCGAGCUUGAGUGUGUCUCCGCUUCAACAGGCAAAGCCGAUGGCCUUGGACCGCUGGUAGGCGGCAUGCUGUUUACGAUAUCGCUCGGCAUGGCCCGCCUCCUGAUGAUGCCCAAGAAGGCGCAGCAGGGACGGCUUGUGGUCCUCGACGAGCUUGCCGACGCCGGUGUCCAGUUUGAGACGGCGACCGGCAGAAACGGCAGGCUGUGGGUAGACAGUGACAGCACCAAGGCCAUCAUUGCCGUCGGCAGGGCCAUUCAGGAAACAGACGAAAAGUCCCUCGGCGUGGACGAACAGAGGAAAUUGGUCAAGCGAUUAAUCAGAGAAUUGAGCUGA